Messenger RNA from Cladophialophora immunda, 1812 nucleotides. RefSeq lists its product as uncharacterized. The record is from RefSeq and is a predicted model, not a curated record. Bases 149 to 1333 code for a protein of 394 amino acids. The transcript has a single exon. NCBI's taxonomy places the organism in Eukaryota, Fungi, Ascomycota, Eurotiomycetes, Chaetothyriales, Herpotrichiellaceae. Gene Ontology annotation, molecular function: ribonuclease III activity; double-stranded RNA binding. Gene Ontology annotation, cellular component: nucleus. Gene Ontology annotation, biological process: primary miRNA processing; regulation of gene expression; rRNA processing.
GUCUCGUGUCGCAGGAGAAAAAGUCUCUUACACCAUCGAAUUCGCAGUGCCUCUGCGCCCAGUUAUCCCCCGGAUUCCAAUAUCCAUCAACCUUCCCCCGGGCACUGCGGAAUCACUACAGAGUCUGCAAAGAGCUCCUUCAGCUCUCAUGAAGAGGUUGAGGCUCCUGAGAUGGAGCGGCACUGUACUUUCACCUCGAACGAGACCGGAACUCCUUCAAUGUCAACCUCGCCUUCAUCGACGGUUCCAAGCGACCGCUGCCGCUCCCUCAGAUCCCGAAGAUGAAUCCCUGCGUCAAGUCACAGAUGGGCCCUAUCUCUCCGAGGAAGAACUCAUGAAGUUGCCCUCACCUCCGGUCGCCGCCGCAAGGACGUCUGCCAAACUGGCUGCCUUGCAUGCUCGACUCGCCUUACCCUCUCGUUUCCCCCUCGAAACUUUGGCACGAACCCUUGUUGACGACUCGGCGGAUCGCUCUAUGCGAUUCAACAACAAAGCCUUUGCCCUGCUUGGGAAUGACUUGUUGGGAUUCUACACAUCUGAAUACAUUAUAAGUCAAUACCCAAGGUUACCGCUCGCCGUCAUCUACGCGGCAAUGUACGCCUAUCACGGCCCUGCGACGUUGACGCAGAUGGCUAAAGAAUGGGGUGUGGAAGCUGCCGCUGAACCCGGAGGUGAGGUCGACCCAGGCCUGUUGCAAUUCAAGAGAAUGCCUCCGGAACAAACUCUUGGGAAUGGGGGUUCAGGUUCAAGCGGCAGUAAUAAUGACCCGAGAGCAAAAUGGACACGAAGUUUAAGUGCCAAGUCGGUCCACAACGACCAGUUUGGUGAACUUCCUGAACGGCCAACUCCGUCUGAAGAUUUGGCCUCGAAAGGCGUCACUCUACAACGAGCCAGUACAAAUUUUGUGAGAGCAGUGAUUGGCGCAGUAUACUUGCACGCGGGGAGAGCGGCCGCAAAGAAAUUCUACAGCGAUCACUUCAUGUCUCGACAAUUGGAUAUGUCAAGUCUAUUCCAGUUUAAGAAUCCAACCAGAGACUUGAGCCGACUGUGUGGAAGAGAAGGAUUCCAGGCACCUGUGGCCAAGAUUUUGAGUGAAACUGGGCGGAAGAGCAGGACCCCCGUUUACGUGGUGGGAAUAUAUUCAGGCAGCGACCAGUUGGGCGAAGGCGCAGGUGCCAGCUUGGACGAAGCCAGAACACGAGCGGCAGUGGCAGCACUCAAGGGCUGGUAUCUUUACAGCCCAACCGAGUUUCGAUUGCCUAGCGAAAUGGAAGAGCCCGGAGCCAAAGCGUGGAACCCGAUUCUGGUGGAUGCCGGCGAAGUUGUCGGCUAAUGUCUGCUUGAGCCUUUUGUUCUCGCGGCCCUUUGUCGUCGAGGCUCAAUGUACUUUUAUGACAGCUUGGACAAAAAUUCUGCAGGGACAUAUGUAAGCAUUAUCAGGCGCCGGGAGGAGCUCUGGUGCACAAGGCAGCCACUGGCGGGUCGGGAGAGAUGUAUGCACACGCAAAAUGUUAACAAAUGUUCCUCUCCCGCCUCUUCUUUUUGACUUUGAACCGUCACCGAUGGCCCUGAAGUACGCUGGCGGUCUUUUGCAGGUCGGGUUUCAAGGCGCAGUACACCAGCAGCUAGCCACAAGGGCUGGGAGCAGUUCGACUCGGCUGGGGCCGCUCGCCUUGUCCAGUGCCUGAGAAGCGGUGAGCAUCUUGAAGGUCGUGUAACCGGUGUUCAUGGGCUGUGUCAAUAUUGAGCUGUCUCGUCCCUUGAGCAUGGAUUCCGGAGCACGGUACAUGGGGUAUGGUAUACUAUCCAGCA